Limulus polyphemus (Atlantic horseshoe crab) is the source of this 3840-nucleotide messenger RNA. RefSeq names its product probable cationic amino acid transporter. Gene Ontology annotation, cellular component: plasma membrane. Gene Ontology annotation, biological process: amino acid transport; transmembrane transport. The record is from RefSeq and is a predicted model, not a curated record. The transcript has 11 exons. Gene Ontology annotation, molecular function: amino acid transmembrane transporter activity. The coding region runs from base 76 to 2349 and encodes 757 amino acids. Lineage: Eukaryota; Metazoa; Arthropoda; Merostomata; Xiphosura; Limulidae.
GAAACAUCGGAUAAGGAUCCUCAUAGACAACUAGGAAACUACUUUCCAGUGUGAUACAGUGACGUAAUUCUCAGAAUGUUCAGCGACUCAAGGGAAAAACUGAAGAAAAAUAUUCUUCUUGUGAUUGGCAAGCUCCUCCGAACUAAGGACUUUUCAUCAGGAGACCUUGUGGAGACGUCAUUAGACAAUAAACUAAAGAAAUGUUUAAGUACCUUGGACCUCACGUCGCUAGGUGUCGGGAGUUGUGUCGGAACAGGCAUGUAUCUAGUGGUGGGUAUGGUAGCUAGAAACGUAGCAGGUCCUGGAAUUAUUCUUUCAUUCAUAAUCGCUGCCAUAGCCUCAUUGUUUUCUGGUGUUUGCUAUGCAGAAUUUGGUGUCAGAGUUCCACAUACAACAGGCUCAGCUUAUAUGUACAGCUACGUCACCGUUGGAGAGUUUAUUGCAUUUGUUAUUGGCUGGAACAUGAUAUUAGAAUAUUUGAUUGGCACAGCUGCAGUUUCUUGUGCUUUAAGCGCCUGUAUAGAUGCACUUUGCAGUGGUGCAAUAAGCAAGAUCAUGAAAACAAAUAUUGGAACAAUGCUAGGACACACACCUGACGUCCUUGCUGCAAUUAUCACAAUACUGAUGACAGCACUCAUGGUGGCUGGUGUUAAAAAAUCUCUUCUUUUUAACAAUGUCUUAAACACCCUUAAUUUUGCUGUUUGGAUUUUCGUGAUGGGAGCCGGAUUAUUUUACGUUGAUACUACUAACUGGACAGAACACGGCGGGUUCAUGCCUUAUGGUUGGUCAGGGGUACUUGCUGGAGCAGCCACAUGUUUUUAUGCCUUCAUUGGAUUCGAUAUCAUCGCUACUACUGGAGAAGAAGCCAAGAACCCUAAGAAGUCUCUGCCACUUGCCAUUAUUGUCAGUUUACUGAUCAUUCUAACGGCUUACAUCACUUCCAGUGCCAUUGUAACUUUGGUCGUACCUUAUGACCAGCUCAACGCCGAGAGUGCGCUGGUGGAGAUAUUUCAACAACGUGGAGCUACGAAUUCCAAACUUAUUGUAGCGAUUGGUGCCCUAGCAGGUCUGAUUGCAAGCAUGAUUGGUUCAAUGUUUCCAAUGCCACGGAUAGUAUAUGCUAUGGCAAAAGAUGGGCUGAUAUUUAGAUCUCUUGCUAAAGUCUGGUCCUUAACAGGCACCCCAGCAGUGGCAACUUGUAUAUUAGGCCUUUGCACAGCCCUUGUGGCUUUGGUAGUAAGCCUCGAGGUCCUUGUAGAAAUGAUGUCUAUUGGUACACUUAUGGCUUACACGCUGGUGUCUAGUUGCGUUCUCAUUCUUCGUUAUCAACCACAAUCCACCACCUUGGUCGAGCUACUUCCUCAGUCCAUCCGUUCUGCGUGUCCAACACCAUCUAGGGAAUUUCCUAAUCCAUUCAAUGGAUACCAAAAAACAGUUCAUGCCAAACGAACCAAUCGGGUCGACUCAUCGGACAGUGAAGAUUCUAUGGGCAACCUUCCCGAUCCAACUUCUUCCAGUCUCUACAACAGAGUACAAGAUGAUAGAGACCAUCUUGUAGGUAACACCAGUUCUAACCCUACUCCACAUUACGGUAGCUCAGAGAUCCUGACAAGCGAGCCGUGUACUCUCAAAUCAAAGCUGAAAAGAUGGAUUACAGAAAAACACGACAAGUUUAUGACUCGUCUUUUCCCUUAUGACUGGACCGUUCGAAAGCCCGCAUCUUCAGAUUCAGGGAUGUUUGUAAUGAAAAUUGUUGGGCUUUUGUACCUGUUCAUUAUAACUUUGGACCUGAUCGUAGUCUAUGCCAUGGCACCUCUAGAAUCUGGAAGUCCUGUUGCAGUUUUCUUUUUCGUGGCAUGCCUUUUAGGAAUUGCCAUUUGUCUAAUAACCAUCACUCUUCAACCCCAAAAUAGAUGUGACUUGCAAUUCAAAGCACCAGGUGUACCUUUUGUGCCAGCAAUCGCAGUCAUCAUCAACAUCUACCUGAUCCUCAAAUUGUCUAUUCUGACACUAGUCAGAUUUGUAAUCUGGAUGAUGUUAGGCCUUCUAAUGUACUUCCUGUACGGUAUCCAAAACAGUAACCUGGAAUCUUUACCUAUUCCGUCUAGCUUUGAAAUAAUGAUACCAGACUACCGAAUAGAGAAAGCUUCACAAUCAGUAAAUAUGACAACAAUCUUAUCUGGCAGUUGUGUCCGUGAAACAGAAACAAUACUUUCGUCAAAUGAAUGUUUAAAACUCCCACAAGGUGACACUAGUGAGGACCUCUACAGCGGUUCUGGAAUGAAUAACAAUACAGAAGCUACUAACCUCGGUCAUACGAUAACGUUUCGCUGGGAAGUGUUUGAUUAACAAUAAACUGUUAUUGAGAUUGUACAAGUUCUAUGUGUUACGUUGGUAGAUAAAAAAAAGAAGAAAGAAGUGAUUUUAAUCGUUAUACAUUUACUGUGCAUAAAUAACAAUUAAUGAAUGAUAAACUGUUAGCUCUUAUGCAUGACCAAAUAACGUGUUUUAAAGCUAUAUUUCGUUGUACUGGAAUAUUGUGUUUAUUAUUUAAAAAUAUCGAUGAUUUUAUAGAUUUCAACAGAGAGAAUUAUAACAUAUCACUCUUCCAGAUUAAUUGUAUUCAGAGUAUUGUUCAGUUGAGCAGAAAACAUUUAUCUAUUGACUAAAAGAAAGUCAGUUGAUUAAGACUGAAUAACAUUUUCCCAACAUACCUUUGUAUUUGUGUUGUUAGAAAUUGCAAGCAAUCUCCCAAGUUGUCAGAUUUUUUUUUCUUCAGAAUUGUGUUUAAAUUAUUAAACACUUGAUAGUAUUUAAAUACUGUUGAUAAAUAUUGGUGGAUGGAAGUCGGUAGUUGCCUAAUCUUAUCAAAAUAUUUAUUUUAUACUAACGCUAACUCUUCUACAAACACAGUAGAAACAAGAGCCAGUUUAAUUUGUUAUAUUAUCCGGCUCUUCAUUAUUACAUUUAUCCGAGCGUUAAAGUUGAUUACAAUUCGCUUUGUUAGAUGUUGCUUCAGACGUUGCGGGGUGUUAAAGUCUUUGGACACUGCAGAUUAAUAAUGACUCAGACGCUGUGGGGUGUUAAAGUUUUUGGACACUGCAGAUUAAUAAUGACUCAGACGCUGUGGGGUGUUAAAGUUUUUGGACACUGCAGAUUAAUAAUGACUCAGACGCUGUGGGGUGUUAAAGUUUUUGGACAUUGCAGAUUAAUAAUGACUUGUAUGUUUUAGAAUUUAUUAAAAAUUGAAUAUAUAUUGCAUUGAUGGUAAAAACAAUUACAAGCUGAAAUAAGAGAAUACAAGUAGAGACGUGGCUUCUAUUACAUAGUUUUAUAAAUGUGUUCACUUCUCUGUGCCAUAGUCAAUCUUAUCUGCAUUCAGAAUAGAGAGAACAUCCAAAUAUAAUAUGCUCUUCUUCUUUGGAGAUACGCAUUUUCUUUUGCAAGUGUGUGAUAAUAUCUUUAAGAAGAAGCUUUAAGCUAAAUUUAUCGAAUAAAUUCAAAUCUUAUGCAAGCAGUGCUCUCAUCUAGAGAAAAUAGCUUGUGUAUUUUUAAGAGCAAAGCUACACAAUAGGCUAUCUUCGCUGUGCCCACAGCAGUAUCGAACCACGAGUUGUAGUGUUUAAACUCUCAAAUUUAUCGCCCAGCCGCUGAGUAAGGGAGUAAAGACACUUUUUUGCGGAGGUAAGGUAAAAUAUUGAAACUGGAAUUGUCUUUGCAUGCAUACAAUAAUAUAUUUCUGUUAAUUUCACAUGCAUAGUAAAUUUCGCCAUAUCCAUCGGUUAUCAAUGUUGUUUAACAGGGUUUAAAAACGAAAAUGGCGUUACUUAAAAACUCAAA